Messenger RNA from Lobosporangium transversale, 864 nucleotides. RefSeq names its product Sec62/63 complex, subunit Sec66. The transcript is spliced from 3 exons. Gene Ontology annotation, biological process: post-translational protein targeting to membrane, translocation. The record is from RefSeq and is a predicted model, not a curated record. The coding region runs from base 55 to 531 and encodes 158 amino acids. Gene Ontology annotation, cellular component: Sec62/Sec63 complex. Lineage: Eukaryota; Fungi; Mortierellomycota; Mortierellomycetes; Mortierellales; Mortierellaceae.
UUUUUUAGCCCUUCACCACACGAAUAAGUAUAAAGAAAAAGAAUUUUGAUCAGCAUGCAAUCUGUCUGGUUGGCAGUCAUUUACAUUGGUGGAUGGAUUCUUGCCAUGAGAAUCUUUGGGUUUUUUUGGAGAAGAAGAAAGAUAGCUAUUAGCACUGCUGAACCAUGGUUCCCGGAAAACGAAGCUCGAGCACACUAUAUGGCACUCUUGCAACAGACAGAGCCCCAGGAGGCCACGGACGCACAACUGAAAGCAGCACUGUUACGACGAGCUAUGGAGGCUGUGAAUCGAGUUUUGUCCAUGCGUGAGGACAAGCCAGUGUUGACCAGUUUGUCCAAACAGGGUAUAUUAGGAGAUGAUAUUUGGAAUGAAUUCUCGCUUGCGGAAAAAGAGCUCGAGCAGGAGAUAAUGGCUAUUAUUGAGGAAGCUGAAACAUUUAAGGAAGGAUGGGGGGAGACUAUCCUUCAAACAGCUAGCGAGAUGGUAAUGAAGGAAAGCAUGAGAUGUCAAAGAAAAUGGAAAAGGAGAUGAAGGCGAGGCAGGAAGAAGAAACAAAGGAUCAGGCGCUACAAGAGCAACGCAAAGAACAAUCAAAGAUACAGAACGAAAAGAAUAAGGAGGCUCGUCUGGAGCGUGAGCGUGCUAAAGCAUUACAGGAACUUUUGGCAGAGGAAGAGGCAGAAAAAACUAAACAACAACAACAAAAAUCUCAGAAAAAGAAAAAACCCACACCAUCAUCACCCAACUCGAAGAAGAAAUGAAACGUCUUUAUUACCUUGACUGCAUUUAGAAUAUAACCAUUCUAGGACGCCAAAUAAAGGAAGAACAGCCUCGAAUAAAGAAACACGAAGAAUUUGUGGGAGU